This is a messenger RNA of Psylliodes chrysocephalus, 873 nucleotides long. Lineage: Eukaryota; Metazoa; Arthropoda; Insecta; Coleoptera; Chrysomelidae. The record is from the annotation of a GenBank genome assembly.
AUGCCUAAAAUGGGAGCUGAUGGCUUAAAUAAGAAAUGUGGAAGGCUGUCACAUAAUUGCUGUUUAAAACUGAUGAAGAAUGUGAUAUUCAAUCAAGAUGAGACGGUUAUUUGUUGCUCGGAUGUAGAGGUUGAAGGUGUAACAUUAGAUCAUGAAAAUACUUCUGUCAGUGAAAUUGUAUCAGAUGAUGUGACCAACUCCACUGAUAAAAUUACUAUAAAGUAUCUAGACGAACUUAUUAAGCAAAAAGACUUGAUCAUAAGAAAUCAAGAUAUAGCUAUAAAUGCACUCCAAGAGCAGAUCAAGCUUUUAAAGCAUAAAAACCCGGAGCAGGAGGCGGAAAAAAAUGGAAAACAGUCGCUACCCAUAAAUAAUAAAUCUCAUUCUACCGUCACGGCUACUAACAGUAAAAUCAGCAAAGACAAACAGCCGAUAUCUAAGCAGCAAGUGUCCAGAGCUAUGCUGAAUGUAGAAUCUGAACGAAUUUGCCAAAAUAUUGUUGGUCUUGGUAAUGCCGGUGCUGAUCCUAAGCCUGCUCAGAAAAGAAGUGGGAGAAAUAUAUUGACUGGCUCUGGUCUAAGUACAUCUGGAUGUCCAUUCAAAGCAGCGGAUUUAGUACCAAAUUUGAUAAAUAAGCCCAGAUACUAUCACGCUACUCAUUUCGAACCCCAGACGGACGAAAUAGAACUUUUUAAUUACCUGAAAGGCUUUGCUGCCAAUGUAAAAGUCGAGAAGUUAAAUGCAAGACAACCAGAGAUGUAUGCUUCAUUUAAAAUAAGUGUGCCCGAAAAUGAAUCCGAGAAGAUCCUUAAUGCUGAAAUAUGGCCCGAUAAGGUUGUUGUAAAUAGGUUUCUUUUUCCGAGAAGACACUAG